CGCGGCUGUGACGUCUGAGAGGGGGGAGUUGGGGAGGCAAUUGCCGGCCUGGAAGAGGAGGAGGUGAUGGAGGAGAAAGAGCAGCUGAGGCGCCAGAUUCGCUUGCUGCAAGGUCUCAUCAAUGACCAUAAAAACGUUCAUGGGGAUGCACCAGUUCCUCCUCCUGCCCCGACACCUAGGUGGAGAAAUCCCAGACCUCCUGCCUUUAGUAGCCAUGGUGUCUUCUCCGCUAGAUAUCCCCAGCAAACCCAGAGAGAUUUCCCACCUUGCCAGAGCAACGCCAACGCCUGGAGAAACAAAUAUUCUCUUGUCAAUGUACCACUUCGACCGGCACUUUCUUCUGGAAGCAGCGUUUCUGCGAGUGCUUCUCGAACCAUCCUGAACCACAGAAGCACUGAGGCAGCUGAGCCACAGCCAGUGAUUUCAGGAAGAAGCGUGGGCCUCAGAGCAGGUGGUAGCAUUGUUGGGGUGCAGGCUGCUGGCUCAGCAGUGGACAGUGCUAUUGUCUCAGGGUCCCAGCGGAGCAUCUCAGGAGCAACAGGGGGCACAGCUGCUUCUAGAGGAUGCGUAAACAGCACUGGUAGGCCUUCUAAUAGUAGCUCAACGGAGAGCAAAGGACCACGUGCAUCAACCUUGCAUUGCAAAACCUUUGCUAGGGGUAAGAGUGACACACCUGCAGCGUGUCAGAAGAGACCUAUGACUGCAAAAGCAAUGAGGGGUGCGUCAGAACGUUCCCCGGACUUGUGUAGGACUAUCAGCGAGAGUGCCGUUGCGUUGAAAUCUGGCCCUCAGCAGCCUCUGACCUUGCCUGGUCAUGAAUCGGGUUAUCCGUUAGCAGGGAAGAAACCAGCACCACAGGUUCCAGCUUUGCGUAGUUCACAACAAAACUCUGCGGUCGCAGACAAACCUAACUCCUUGAGGGUUGCCGAGAGGUCUGUUGUAGGUACUGCUUCAGCUUGGGAAGCAUCUUCAACUGUUGGGAUGAGUCUCUCCAAGAGCAAGCAUUCAGUACCUGUUCUUCAGAGAUCUCCUGCUUUGCCAACCUCCAUCAAAUCUCCAAGAUUCAGGAAAACCAACUACACGUGGGUGGCAAAUCCAAGUAAAUCCCCCCGAACUGUGAAAAGAUGGGCUUCUUCUAGAGUCUCUGAAAACGCACGCAAGUUUUCUGGGGGUGCAGAGGCGAUCUCCAAGUUACAGCCGAAGGGGGACUUGGGAGCAAAGCAAAAGAAAUCCAACCAGCACUCAAAACUAGGGAUUUCUUCCAGUCAGUAUAAGUGGAAGGCUUUUAGUGCCCAGCCUUCUCCUUCCACAUCCACGUCCGCGUUCACGUGGCAGCGUAAGGAAUGUGACGGGGCUGCAGCUUUCCCUCUGGUGGGAGCCAGCACUUCCCUUCAGACCGUGAGACGUGGACCUCUUGGCCAUGGUAAUCCAAAACCGUUCUCUGGAAAUACUGGCUUUUUCAAUUACAAACUGAAGAGCCGGACCAAAAUCAUCAAGAGAAAGGGGAGUUUUUGCUCUCCCGCCGAUAAGAGGAACAGCUCAUUCCCUGCCAUGCUUCUGAAGAGUCGCUAUUGCCUCAGGAAAAGGAACUCCCCGCGGGGAAAGGCCUCCCCGACUGCCAGGAGAGCUGGGGCGAAGGGCUUGGUACAGAUUGGCAAACACAGGCUACGCCGACUGCCAGCAUCCCGGGUCCAUGGUUCAGCCAAAGAAGGCUCCAGCUUCCUCCUUGUCACAAGCCCCACAGCCAAUAAAGUGGUAAAUACUCGCUAUAGGAUUGUGAAGAAAAACGUGGCUUCUCCUCUGGGUAUGACAGCAUCUUUCAGCAGCCCUGCUCACGGCUGGAAGGCCAGAAGGUUCUCUGCAUCCAGAUCUCUGGUUCUAAACCGCAGCUGCCACUCUCCUCCAGGGACAAAGGCCCAGCCUUUGCAGCACCGCUGGAGGAACAGAGGUCUGCGCUGUAUCGGAGGGGUCAUGUACAGGGUGUCGGCUAACAAGCUUGCCAAAACCUCCAGUUCUCCAGCCAGGAGCGGUGACGCGGCUUGCAGGAGCCACACCAGAGCAGCGAAGACGGAACCUGCACACAGCAUCUCUGGCUAUUCUCCACCUGGUUGCCCCAGCAGGCUGGCCACGAGCCGCUACAUCGCAAGCCGAGCGGUCCAGCGUAGCUUGGCCAUCAUUCGCCAGGCCAAGCAGAAGAAAGAGAAGAAGAAAGAAUACUGCAUGUAUUAUAACCGCUUUGGGAAAUGCAACCGCGGUGAGAGCUGCCCCUACAUCCAUGAUCCAGAAAAAGUGGCUGUCUGCACAAGGUUUCUCCGUGGCACGUGCAAGAAGACGGACGGGACGUGUCCUUUUUCACACAAGGUUUCGAAAGACAAGAUGCCCGUGUGCUCCUACUUCCUGAAAGGCAUCUGCAACAACAGCAAUUGCCCCUACAGCCACGUCUACGUCUCCAGGAAAGCAGAAGUGUGCCCAGAUUUCCUCAAGGGCUACUGUCCCUUGGGAGAGAAGUGCAAGAAGAAACACACUCUGGUGUGCCCGGACUUCUCCAAGCAUGGAAUCUGCUCCAAAGGGGCCCAGUGCAAACUGCAGCACCCUCAGAAGAAGCUCGUGGCCAGGCAGGCCGGUACCAGAGACGCCUUUCAUCGCCAGGGCCCUGCACCAAAGCGGGGGGGCCUUGCAGGUCAGACGCUGAGGAAGCAGGAAGAAGAAGAAAUACCAGGACCUUCAGGGGCAGAACAAAGGAGGGACGUCUGGUGCCCCAAAGUCCUCUCGCAAACCAGCCGGCUAACUAAGCUGCCAUCCUUCAUCUCUCUCCAGUCGCCCCCCACCUCUCCAAGCGAAGAAGACCACGAGCCAGAGAGAGACAAGAACGGGGAAGAAACAGGGAAGCCGCUGCAGAUCAAGCCCCGGCUGUGAGGACGGCUGCCGUCCGGAGCGGAGGCCUCUCCCACCGCCCAGCUCUCCGUCAAACCUCUCAGGGAUCUGAAGCCACCCUGGCAACUACCUCAGGAAGAUGCCAUGUGGAGACAGGCGGGCCGAGGCCUGGCUCCGUUUCGCCUGCUGGGCCGUCUGUUCGUUUUAGGCGAGAAGUGGGGCGCGGGUGAAGCCCGCCCCAGUCUCCUACGGGCCACCGAGGGGGCGGUUUUGUGGUUUUGUUAUUCUAAUAAAGGAGCCUUCCCUUUCCGACUUU
Elgaria multicarinata webbii is the source of this 3190-nucleotide messenger RNA. It is a transcript of the gene ZC3H3, whose product is annotated as zinc finger CCCH-type containing 3. Gene Ontology annotation, cellular component: nucleus. The record is from RefSeq and is a predicted model, not a curated record. Lineage: Eukaryota; Metazoa; Chordata; Lepidosauria; Squamata; Anguidae. The transcript has 12 exons. The coding region runs from base 67 to 2916 and encodes 949 amino acids. Gene Ontology annotation, molecular function: metal ion binding.